This is a messenger RNA of Eurypyga helias (sunbittern), 333 nucleotides long. Its product is annotated as guanylin-like. Gene Ontology annotation, cellular component: extracellular region. Bases 1 to 333 code for a protein of 110 amino acids. Lineage: Eukaryota; Metazoa; Chordata; Aves; Eurypygiformes; Eurypygidae. The record is from RefSeq and is a predicted model, not a curated record. The transcript has 3 exons. Gene Ontology annotation, molecular function: guanylate cyclase activator activity.
AUGAAAGGCUUUCUUUUCUUUACAGUCCUUGCAGUCCUUUUACUAGUGCACAGCUCCCAGGCAGUCUACGUUCAGGAUGGGGAUUUGAAAUUCUCCAUUGAGUCUGUGAAGAAGCUGAAGGAGCUUACAGAUAAGAACAGCCACAUUAAUCCUCGCAUGGUAGUUUCAAUGUCUAGCUACUCUCUAUGUGAUGAAAAAGAUCUCCCUGAGGAGUUCCAAUCUGUGUGCAAAAGAGAAGAUGCAUCCAUGAUUUUUGAGAGGCUAAAUCUGGUUGCCCAAGAAGCUGACUUGUGUGAGAUCUGUGCAAAUGCUGCCUGCUCUGGUUGCUUUUGA